Musa acuminata AAA Group (dessert banana) is the source of this 2355-nucleotide messenger RNA. RefSeq lists its product as uncharacterized. NCBI's taxonomy places the organism in Eukaryota, Viridiplantae, Streptophyta, Magnoliopsida, Zingiberales, Musaceae. The transcript has 7 exons. The record is from RefSeq and is a predicted model, not a curated record. Bases 843 to 2123 code for a protein of 426 amino acids.
UGAAAGGGCAUGCUUUUAGAAGUACUGCAACUUGUGUUAGCAAUAGUUUGGAAGCAUCUGGGAAUAAUCAGUUGUUCCAAAAAUUCAUACCGGGGGAUAUUGCAUGGAUCAAAAUCCAUAACAAUUCAUGGUGGCCUGGUCAGGUAUUCAGCAUAGUAUUAGAAUCUACAAUAAUUUUUUUCUGUCCUGCGGUAGUUGGAAGAUUGAUAAAUGCCAAAAUUCACACCUAAAAGUUCUGGAAGAUUGGAAAACUUGUUUCCUUAGAUUUCUUGCACCAAAUUUUUUGGAUGUUGCUGCCACUGUUGACAAGUCCUUGUAUCUGCUAACUCUACUUGGACUUGCUUUGGGUGAUUAAAAUUUCUUUCUGCUGGUCUUUUUUGAAUCUAUUUCUGUAUGUCUUGUUUCUUUGAUGAAAAAGACCUUCUAAUUACAUAAAUACAAAUGAAUAUCCCCUUUUCUUGAAGAAUAAGUAUGAAGAAUAUUUUGUGCUCAUAUGAGUUUAAGAGGUGUUUGUAAAUUAUCCAAGAAGCUAGAUCUGUUGGAUUAACUAUGUAUUUACAAAGCAUCCAAGAAACUAGAUAUGUUAGGUUGAUAACUAAGUAAUUUCUAUAUACAUCAUGGUGGCUUAGUAUAUCUGGAAUAUCAAAAUAACCGUCUUUGUGUCUUUAUAUUGCUAAUUUUAAAGGUUGUUGAUGAGAAAAGCAUUGAUGUUAAACCCAAAAGGAAAUCAAAGGAUGAAAUUCUCAUUCGCUUGUAUGGAACCUAUGACUACUUGUACAUGGACCCUUUGAAGUGCAAUAUGGAGUUUGAGAAUAAUCACUUGGUUGUAUGUUCUGGAUGAGAUGCAGUUUCUCAAGCAAGAUAAUAUUACCAUGAAAGAAGCAUUCCAAAAAUCACUGGAUGAGGACCUUUCUCAUACAAUAUCAAGUGGCUAUUCUAUGCGUCGAGUUUCUCACUUUAGAGGACAUACAACAUCUGAAUCACCUAAAGGCAAAAUGCAAAAGCAAAUCAAGACUGCAAGGAACCAGAAAGAAGUUGGUUCUCCAUCUGUGAGAAUAGGUUCUUCGAAUAAACAAAAAGAAGGAAGCUCAAAGCAAAAGAGAAAAUAUGAUGCAAGAGAUAAAGCUGCAAGGAAUACAAAAACUAACAAAGAUGAAGGAAGAGAACAAAGGAUAAAUGUUAAGUAUGGGAAAGAAGCUAUAGGAGGCAAUAGCAUACGACAAGGUACACCUGAAAACCAUAAUAUUGCAGAGAAAGAAAUAAUUGGGGUUUCUGGAGUCAACAGUACAAAAAGAGAUUGUUUAAGGCGAUCACCACGCAAUGCCGAUAAGAAGCAUGAAAUGGAAAUGUAUAUAAUAGAAUGGUCCAGGUGCCAAUAUACAGAGUCUUGCAGAUCAGGAAAGUUAAACAUGAUGGAUAAAGUGAACAGUGGAGCUUCUAACGUGAAAGUUAUGGAGCAACUUUGCUCAGAGCAAUCGAGACAAAUGGAUAGGGGACAGAUCAAAGAAAAGCUUCCAGGUAAAGCUUCAAAAGAAAUUUCUGGGGAUGAAGCUGCUGGAACUGUAAUUGUCAAGAAAUAUACCCUAAGAAAACGCAAGCAAAAAGAUGCCCAGCUAGAGGUUAAAAAAAAUUUUAUUAGUGAAAUGUCAAAAGACAAAGGCAAAAAAAAUCAUGAGUCAGGACUCCAAGAUUAUGUAGACAAAGGAGCUAAUAGGGAUCUUGUACCUAAAAGAAUUAGGCAAAAUGAUUUUCAAGAACUGAAUCAUAAAAAUGUUGCAGAACAGACCAUGGAAAUGUUUAGCAAUGAGGUAGCUGGAAACAGAGCCAUGGAGCAGGGUGAAGGAAGGAAAAAUAUCGCAAUGAAGAUGGUGAGGAUUGCUGCUUCGACAUGCAAAAACAUGAAGCCAAGUGACUUAGAAGAACAAAAGCGUGGAAAUGCUACACAGCCGAAGAAGAUAGAGAGCCUUAAAUCUGAUCAUCAGGCCAAGUUUUCUGCACCAGAAUCAGCAGUAGAUAUUAGUGCUAGAAAAACUAAAGUGAUGCGAAGUUUGGGUCUCAUUCCACCAUCCGGAUCGCCAUUCCACAGAAACAGAAUAUUGGAAGUAGCACACUUGAAAACUUAAUUGCAAAUGUUCAUUUUUGUAAAAGCCAGCCUAAAACGUUACUUGGUUUGUGACUCAGGCUCAAUAGCUAAAGCACAUUUUGUUGAAGAGUCUCAUGGUCACAUAUGUAGGAUAAGAAGUUUUUCUGCAGCAUUUUUUUUGCAGGUUCAGAUUUUCAAGAUGUGUGUAUCUGACACCUAUCAAUCUCUAUGGAAGCUGCUUAUAUGAUCAUACUUGUCUCAAGUUGGGAGCC